Molecule: messenger RNA, 819 nt
Organism: Rhizophagus irregularis DAOM 181602=DAOM 197198
Lineage: Eukaryota; Fungi; Glomeromycota; Glomeromycetes; Glomerales; Glomeraceae
Source: RefSeq, a predicted model, not a curated record
AUGGAAAUAGUUGAGAAACCUGGACUUUGGGACGAAAAUGUUUCAAUGAAAUAUUCUGAGGAUGAAGAAACAGAAGAAAAAACAGAAAAAACAGAAGAAGAAACUGAAGAAAUUGAAGAAGAAACUGAAGAAACUGAAGAAGAAACUGAAGAAAUAGAAGAAGAAACUGAAGAAAUUGAAGAAGAAACUGAAUCAAUAAUAUUAGAACAAAAUGUGGAAUCUUCUGAUGCUUUAUCUUCUUCAGAUGAUGUCCCAAAAAAGGAUGAGAGAAAUGAAAAUGUUGAUAGUGAAGGAGAGGAAGAAACUGAUAUUAAUCUAACAUUUCCAAUAUCUAUUGACAAUGAAGAUUAUUGUGGAAUCACACUGGAUGAUGCCAUAAAAGAUAAAAAUUAUCCACUAAAUACCAAUUGGCCAAAUGAUAUUUAUCGAGAAUUUAUGGAAAUUGUUACAGAAUAUCAACUAUCAAAUUCAUGCGGUGAUAGAUUAAUUAAAUUAGUUAAUUCAAUCAACAAUAUUGACAAAAAUCUAUUACCAAAAACCACUAAAGAGGGACGAAGAUUCAUUGAUGAUAGUGAAUUUCCUUAUAUAAAAUUCAAAACAGUUCCUAUUACUAAUUUUCAGGAUGUUGAAUACUUUUUUCAUUACCAACCAAUAAUUAAUGAAAUCAAAACUUUACUUUUACAAUCUGACAUUAAUAAAGAAUUUGUUUUUCAAUAUCAGAAUAAUACUGUUAAAACAGCAUAUGGUGAGCAAUUUGAAGUGAUUGGUGGCAUAUCACAGAAAAAAAUAUUCCUAUUGAUAAUUAUUUAUUAUCAAUAA